CAAGGAAUAGCAGAUGACACUGGAUAUAAUGGCAGGUGGAUUUUAGAGAGAAGCGAUGGAGCUUAUUUUACUGUUUCUCACAUGCUUGGUUUUAACGGAAGGUCAAGGUCAAAAUGUGACACUUCAUGGCCCCGCUGACACAGCACAGACAGUUAGCAAGUCUGUUGUCAUGUACUGCAACGUAGUGAAGGAGCCUGGAGAUGGUGGCUCCAGCAAUCUUCAGUACGACAAGCCGUACAUCGUCAACUGGACGUUCACCCCGCUGGGGAGUACCACGUCCCGGGUCAUUGUGAAAUGGACACACCACUACAACAAGAGUUACACCAACCUCACAUCUCACCCGGAGAAGUACCACAACACCAUGCCGGUCCAUCUCCAGAUCUCUGACCUAACCCUAGAUGAUGCUGGGACCUACGGAUGCUGGUCAAAUGUGACAAGUCCUGCCAUCAAGACAGCUCAGUUAUAUCUAAUUGAGAUGCCAUCAUGUCGAAAUGAAAACCCCGAAACCCAAUACAAGCAGAACAUCACCCUGGACUGCUCUGUGACCUUUGCCGGAGCCAAGGCUCCGCUCCUCUACUGGAAACAUGGCGACCAAGAUUUAAACUCAACGAAGACGUUGCAGAAUGCCACUAGCAUGCGAGCAAGUCUCCGGAUGGUGGCAAACAGCGACAUGAAUGGCCACAUCUACAACUGCCACGUCGCCUACCCCCAGAACUUGCUGAAUGUGGUGUGUCAAGCCCUGCCUGCCAUGAAGAUAUACGUGCCGGUGAAGGUGUCGCAGGUAUGGUCGCUGCCCCAUGUGACAACCAGCGUGUACAAGCUGGGAGCGGCCGUGGAGCUGCACUGCCUGGCCAAAGGCUACCCCUCCCCCCACUACUCCUGGUCCUUCGCCCCCCGUGACAACAUCACAGGCUUUGUCCGCCUCUCCAGCAACUCCUUCUACAACAUCAACCACUUCAAGCCUCGCGACCAGGGAACCUACAGAUGUGCAGCAGUCAACGAUAUAGAUGGCAUCUCAUAUAAUGACAGUCUGGAUAUCAAUGUUACUAUAGAUGAAAGUGCUGCCCUUGCCCAAGGAGGUGAAAACGCUGCAUACACCAUUGCCAAACAUGACGAGCGGGAGAUAUCAAAGAUUGUAGAUCACAGGUCACCUUUACAAACUAAUGUGACUUACAUAGAGCGGGAGGGCUUCCCUCACCACUCACGCAGGUUUCGCUCUAUUUUCUCUCCAUACGCCAUCGGCGCCCUCAUCAGUGCUGGUCUUGCCAUCCUCCUCAUCAUAGUCUUUGUUGCCCUUGCCAUGAGGAUGAAGAAACGUGAGCGUAAGAUGCGAGAGAAGAUAUCGCGCGGCCAUGAUGAGAUGCUGGAUGACCAGGAAGUGGAGCUUCUUGACGAGAGUCUCCAACACCAGCCCGAGUACAUGCCGUCAGAGUACUCUAAGCUGCGGAUGUCGUGGGAAAUUCCCCGGCGAGACAUCCGCCUUGUGGAGCAGAUCGGGAAGGGGUCGUAUGUGGAGGUGUGGAAGGGCAGGAUGCGCAAACAGCCCGGCACUAACGACAUCAUGCGAGUCGCUAUCAAGAAGCUCAUCUCUGAGUCGACAGAAAAUGAGCGUCGGCUGUUUGUGUCCGAGCUGGAGGUGAUGAAGAUGCUGCCAGCCCACAUCAACAUCAUCCGCCUCAUCGGCAGCUACACCACCAACGAGCCCUGGCUGGUGAUGCUAGAGUACACGUCGGAGGGGAGCUUACUGGCAUUCCUACAGAAACAUCGCCCCGGGCAACAGGAGGUGGUCAUCAACCACAGCAAUGAGAACCAGGCAGUCCGGCUGCAGAACCAGACCCUUGACCCCCACAAACUCCUGGCCCUUGCGGCCCAGAUAGCCAGCGGCCUGGACCAUCUUCAAAGGUUCAAGCUGAUCUACUACCGCCUGAAGACUGCCCGUGUGCUGGUUGGGAAGGGAGGCAUCUGUAAACUCUCCGGCUUCGGAUUUCCCCAGGAGGUGGCAGAAAGGAAUAUAUAUGAAUUGUCAUCGUCCCCUGUGAGGUGGCUGGCCCCGGAGUGUCUGGCGGAGAAAGUGUUCAGCAUCAAGACAGACGUGUGGGCAUAUGGAAUAGUUUUGUGGGAAAUCCUACAUUUUGGGAUGACCCCGUACCCGGCCAUGGGGCCCCAGGAAGUGCUGGAGAGGGUGCAGUCCGGGUACAGGAUGCCCCAGCCCCAACACUGCAGCCCCCACCUGUUCAACAUGAUGUCAGCUUGUUGGCAUGGCAACCCUGAAGACCGUCCGACCUACAGUCAAAUAAUUGAAGCUCUCACAGAGUUAGCUCAAGAUCACUACACACACAUCAUGUUCGACCGACUACCAGAUUAUCUAAAAACUCCAGAUGCUUACGAGGAAACUGUGUCUUGAAUGACCUUGAUCUGGAAAAUAAAGGUCAUUUGUCAAGACAGCCUCGUCAAUGUUUGACAAGUUUAAUGUCAUAAUCAUAUAUGUAUGUAUUCUCAAGAAAUUUCUUUACUGAAUGACCUUGACUUUGCUAUAAUAUUGACCUUGACAGUAACAUGGAGUCAGGGAUCAUGGACACAAUGUUUGACCAUGCUACAAAUGUGCUUAGGUGCCACUAGUGUUCAAAAUGCUGUCAGCACUGACGUGAACUAUUUCCUAUAAAGGAAUGAAAACAAUAUUUUUAGAAAAUAUUACUGUAUUGCAGAAAGAUUGUACUUUGUAAAUGACCUUCACCUCUGAUGUCUGAAACCUUGACCUUUAGAGGUAGUGUUUCUCAGAUAUCUCCUGAAAUCAUCCUUCAUAAGAGAUUGAAUUGAUAGACUUUGUCACACCUAAUAUUUAUAAUCUCACUGAGACAAGUUUUCUCCAAGGAAUACUACUUGCCUUUUAGUUUCAGAUACUGAGAUGGCAGCUACUAAUAGGAGGGAAUAGAUGCUACUCAAACUUUGAUAGGGAUAUAUUAGAUGCUGUUUGAAGAUGCUGUCCUACGAUUAGUACUUGUUAUAUUGUGCGACACGUUUUGACUUUUUUGUUUAUGGAUUCAACUAAGAUCUACAAUAGAAAAUAAGAUAACAAUAUUUUGAAGUAGUUUUAUCAUUGAUGGAUAAAAACCCGUACAACUUCAAAAACAUUAGGUCCAUGCUGACAGUAAUUUUUGAGCAUCUAUAAACCAGAACAAUUCCUUCUCUUACAGUACAAUAAUGUAUGUGUUGCCAUACAAGCAGUUAAGAUCUUGUAUCUUGACCAGAUUUAUCAUUCAACUCUCUCAAAACAAAUUCAUACAAAACUAAACAUAUCAGCUUCUCAACAUUUUUAUUGUUCUACUUUUGUCUGUCAUUGUGAAAACAAAGGUGUAGCCUUGAUGUGGAAUUUUCAACUUCACAUUUUCAAAGUCUGAUAUUUCAGUAUCCCUAUCAAACAUUGAGUAGUAUAUUUGUGGAUUUAUUAAAAUAAAUAUAUGCUUAUUUUUGCAUAUGUUGGUGCCAGCGGUAAGACUGGUAAUGAUAGGUGCAGAACCUUUCGUGAAACAUCGAUGAAAGAUGUCACACUUACCUGAGAUUCACUCUGAUUGAGAUCUACCAGCAGCUUCGGUUCAUUCAGAGAUUUAACCUAAGUGGAAAAAGUCGACAACUUGCUUCUUUAGAUGCUCCUCACACAUUAAACUGAAGAGUAGCUUUGAAAAUUAAAGUAAAUCCGCUAGUCUAAGACUUUGAACUUCCGGAAGGACUAGUGACAUUUCAUUGUGUAAUACCACUUUUACCAUUAAUAUCUUAUUUUUGAAUUCAUUAAGGAAAUAGGGACAGCUUCCUGUUUAUAGUCACGGUAUUUCUUCCAAUAAGCGCCCGGACUCUAAUAGGUGCCAGCCUCUAAUAAGCGCCAUUUUCGAAGCAGCUAACAACACAAUAAGCUCAUGGUCUCUAAUAAGUGCUGGGUCUCUAAAAAGUGCUGGGUCUCUAAAAAGUGCUGGGUCUCUCAUAAAGGCCAUGUGUGUUAGAUUUAGAUUACCCUCUCUUAAAUAAAUAAUAAACAUGCAUUGAAGUGAAGGAUCCCGUGUUUAGCAGCACAUGGCUGUGCAUUUUUCUGUAAGAGGCUUCCAUGUGUUUAUGCAGCAACACCUUAGUUGUAAUACCAAGUUCCAGGUCUCUAAUUACCGCUGAGCCUCCAUUACCUGCCAGGUUUGGAAACUCGUUCAAAGAAUAUGAAAGUGCCAGAUUGCUUAUUAGAGAAACUACGGUAGCUGAAAUACUGCAGCUGCAUUAGAUCCAGCUCAAUCUCUGGAAUUGUAUCAAUUUCCUCAACAUUUGAUUCCUGUUUGAUACUUAAUUAGUACUGAUACUAAAAACUGAUACUAAAACUUGAUGCUAUUACUUGAUACUGAUAUUGUUAAAAUUAUAUUUGAUGUUAAUACUUGAAAUGAAUAUGGAUAUUGAUACUGAUACUAAUACUUGAUACUAAUACUUGAUACUUAUAAUUGAUACUGAUGUGGAUAAUUAAUAUUUGAUGUUAAUACUUGAUAUUUAUAUUGAUACUUCAUACGGAUACUUGAUACUAAUACUUGACACUGAUACUUGAUACUAAUACUUGACACUGGUACUAAUACUUGGUACUGAUACUUGACACUGAUACUUGAUACUAAUACUUGAUACUGAUACUCAGUUGUUAUUUGUCUCCAUGAAACAAGCAAUGUGCAUUGUUACUUUAACAUCAGUUUUAUCCCUAUUUACACUGUCAGAGGUGAGUGUGCAUUCUGACUUUUAGAAAUAUAUCCUACAUAUGCAUUGUACAUAGCAAUACGCUUUUACACUUCACGUUUCCACACCAACCUAUUUGAUGUGGUCUCAUUGUGGUAUCAUUCUCAUUCCUCAGAAAGUAAUUACUUCAAAUAGUUUGUGAAUUCCACAGAUGACAUCGCCAUGUGAGUUUGACUAAAUUAACAGUGUGCCGGUUAUAACCUUUAUGUUAAUAUUCAGGGUAUGACUGUCCCUAGGUUUAAUUAUAUUCAAGUGAAGUUAAGUGAAGUUAAGAUUUUCGAAAAUUAAUUAAUUUGAAAUACAGUAAUUUAAUUAAAUUAUUUUAUUUAUUUUUUCAAUAUGCCAAAGACAGAAGGAAAAAUUGAAAACAUAUUAGAUGAUGUUGACUUGUUUAUUUCAAUGAAAUGUAAUGUCGAUCCAAAACAGCAUUUUAAAAAAAUAGUCUUGCCUGAAAACAGGAAAAUAUUGAUGUGUAAACUUCAUGUUCAAUGAGGGGGACACAUCUCCACUCUGUCAGUCAUGUUCAAUGAAAUCCACUAUGACUCCCAGAGAAGUACACUGUAUUCAGUUUCCUGGCUUAACUCUACUGAUGGCUGAAAUGGUGUGUAUGGUCCAAAGAGAUUACCCUGUAAUUGAAAUAUUUAAGAAAACAAAUUAUUGAUUAAGGGAAACCUUAAAUCUAAUUGUUUCUAACUCGCAACUUGCAAAAAGACAAUUGGGGUAGUUCUUUCAAAAUAUUUUCAUAAUUUAUUAUUUAUGAUUCAUAAUUUGUAUCACUCAUCCUGUCCGUUUUUCAUAAACAUGACCAUAUUCGAAUCUGAUAAUUAACUUAAUCAUUUCACUGAAUUUUCAUAUCAAUCACAUCAAUCUCAUUUUUUGCAGAGAUAUGAUGUUUGAAAUCUGCUCACUCUGUGUUCAUAUAAAAGUGUUUUUAGUCUUUUACUUCAGUGAAGAAUCUCAUUCUGAUUUUAAUCUUAUAGCUCAACCUUUUUGCCGAAUAGUAUUACAGUCUCGUGCAAUUUUGUAGUACUCUCAUGUCAGUAUUAGUUUUGAAUGCUGUAUUAGGUGUAAAAAUUGUGUUGCCUCUGUUUGAGAUUGUGUUGCCUUUGUCUCAGUCACAUGACAUUAUUAUAGUCACAUGACAUUCUGGUAGUCAAUGACCAUGUAGUCACAUCAAAAUUUGUAAAUAUGGGAGGGGAGGUAACUCUUACUUGUCAUUAAAACCCACAUUUACUGAAUUAAAUAGUUUUCUUAUGAGCUCACUUUAAAAAAUUAAUUUCAGAUUAAUUGUUUUUCAUUUUUGGUUUUGGAAAAAAAUAUCUGUGAGCUUAGUAACUGAACAAAGACCUCAACUGUAAAAUAAUCCCAUUGAGACAACCUUCCAAAUUCUGAUCAUUCAGAAUACUUGCCAAAGUUAUUCAUACCAUGACAUUUCUAUCGACAGAAACAAUAUAUCUACAGUAAUGACUUUUCCAUUAUGGAUGAUAUUGUCAAAAUUCUGUUUUCAUUUAUAUUUUGUGACCUUCAUUAGAUCAUGUCAUUAUAUUAUUGGAGACCCCCCUUUUUUCUUUGUGAGGUAGUCUUGUGGUUGGGGUGUUGCCUUGCAAUGCAUACCGGUAUACCUGGGUUUGAUUCCCCAUAUGGGUAGAAUGUGUGAAGACCAUUCUUGGUGUCCGUCACUGUCAUGCAAUUUCACCCCGCCCCACCCCUGCCCCACCCCCAUAAAACAUGUGUGUUUCCAGAUUCACCCCAUCGAUAAAUAAGGUAGUUUAGUCAGCUUCAAGCGGCUUUAGGCCUCACUCAUGGUCUCUUAACAAACUACCAGACCUAAGAACUUAUUUCACAAAAAUGAAGUUAAAUUUAGACACUUGUUUUGAUAUAUAUAUGUUACAUUCAGUGUGUAAAAUGACUCAGUUUACAGUUAUUUUUCCAUUUGUUAUAUUAUAACAAAUUCCAAAUUUUGCUCUAUUUCAUCACCAAGUGACUGCAAAUGAUAGGAUUGUAAAAAAACAACAACAUCAAAGUAUAUAUAUAUUUUGUUUAUGGGGAUGGGUUCUCAUCCAAGCAUAAUUAGUUCAUUGUGAUGUUUUUAAGCCGUUGUGAACCUCUUUAUAACUUUUAGUCAAUCUGAAGGAAAAAGUAUUGUAAAAUGACUGAAAUAUUUUGGCGUUUUGUAAAUUGACUCAGUGAUUAUUUUACUCAUUGACUGUAACACAUAUAUGAUUGUAUUCGCUCAUGUCAUGUUGAAAUGUGCAUAAGUUCCUGGCAUUUAUCUGCCAAUGUCUUCGCCAUUGACUCGCCAAUUUCUUCAGAAGUUGCUAGAUCUCAUUACUGUAGUGGAAUGUAAGUUUUUACACCAUGUAUAUUUAUGGUAGUAAAUGUUUUCCCCUCCGAUUAUAUUGAUGUAUUUUUCAUGUAUGUUACAUAUCAGUUUACAGGGAGUUUAGUUCAACUUGUACAAACAAAUAAUGUGGUUGGGUUCCAAGUGAAAAGAUCUGGUUUUGAUAUUCGUAGCUUUCAACGCCAACUGUCAUCCUAGGCCAUAACAAAUAAAUUAUAUGGUGUUCGAAAAUUUGAGAUACAUUUGUAAGUAAAGAAUUUAGAUAACUGUGAUAUUAAUGUUAUGAUCUGAGGAAUACCAGUAACCAUAUACUAGACUCAGCUAGCUUCCCCCCAGGUAGAGGUGAGGCAAGGUGAAAUGGGGUUUCAAAAUUAUUGCACUUAUAGGCAUGCACAUGUAUUUGUGGUAUUCAUCAUGCUAGCCAGCUCAGAUACCAUGCCACAGUUUAACAUGGAUACCCCACUCAGACACAGUGUACUGACUCCGAGCCGACCAGUCCUUGUUUUAGCCCCAAAAUGCUGAGUGCCAGGCAGGGCAACAACAAGUUCAAUCUUUUAAUGUCUUUUGGUAUGACGAGGCCGGGGAUGGAACAAUCAGAUGAUUCAGGUGUUCCAUCCACUAGACCAUGGGGGCGGUCUCAGGUAGAAGAAAGGUUGUCACAUGUUUGUUGAGCUAUGUCUUGCUUCCCAACAGCUAAUGUUUCAUGAUAACUCCAUGCGUUCUAGUCACAACAAUCACAAACAUCACAUUAUCCCAUAUUCACAUUAUUUUGUUCUUUUUUUCUUUAAAUGUUUGGUCAUGGUGAAGUUUUGUUCCCAAAGUACAAAUAAAAUAAUGACAAAGAAUGCUGCAAUGAAAUGUUUUUUUACGAACAUCUGUUUAUCAUUUUGCAACGAAUUUUUUAAUUUUGCUACAAUUUUAAUUUCAAGAAGUUGUUUUAGGAACUUAUUUUUUGUUUAACCCCUGACAUUUUAAUUUUAUUUAUAUUUCAUAAUAUUUUAUACAAGCAAAUACAUUUGAAACAAGACAAUAAAAUGGUCAGCCCUAUGCGUUAUAAAAUGUGAAUUUGUGUUAAUUUGAAUCUGUUUGAAUUUAAUGAUAUUAUUUGAAUGAAAUUGUCUCUGUGUUACUACAGCUGCUACAGUAGCAGCAAGCUGCAGCAGCAGGUGCUUGUUUAAUACAUGUAUAGAUGUGUGUAGUUGACAUGCUAGAGGUCACGUCCAAAUAUUCAUAUAUUGUUCAGACAAAACAUUAUUUUAGUGAUGUUAUAUUUGUUGUUCAGUAUUUGAAUUUGAAUACAUAACCAUCAUUUAUUAUUCGAGUCGGUGUUAGUCCCUUUGAAACUAAUUCUGUGAUUUGUGUUGAAAAUCAAACUGGUUCAUUAAAGAUGUUGAUAUUUUUUAUUGUAUACCACUCAAUUUUUGAUAAGGAUACUAAGAAAUCUGAUCCAAAAAUAUAUUUACAUGUAUUGAGUGAGCACUUGGGUGGCCCAGUCAUAUACAGAGUUGCCUCCCUUGGACAGUCAAGGACCAUGUGAUUGUGGGUUUGAAUCCAGAUUCUCCCUGAUUAUGAUCUGUGGUUUGUCAGCACCAUGUCAUGUGGGUUUCAGCAGCGUGGUAAAUGUGUAAGAUAGCAUCACUUCAGGCUUGCUGUUCAGUGGUCCCAAGACACAAACCACUCAUAACAUUAGAAUAUGAAGUUUGGUGUUUGAUUAAAUAACAGCAAUAUCUCUGUCAAAGGUUUAGUGGUAUAUAUGUCCCACUGUUUGCUUAGUUUUCAUCAGACAUUGGAACAUGAACAUGCAGAUGACAUAAUUAGUUGGUUAUUCAAUUCUGGAUAUUCGACAAUAUGAACCAAAAUACUUGUUGAUAAAUUUGAUUACUUUAAAUACUUUUAGAUAUACAUAAAAAUUAAUUGAAUUAUUAUUUUAUAAGACUUUGGCUACAAUAAUGAAAAACUAAAGUACAAAUCAGUAUCUGUUCUGAUCAUAUUUUAUCAUACGUAUUAAAUGAAAAGAAUCAAAUCAAAGAAUUGUAUAUACUUCUUAAAAAAAGUUAAGGACCACCCAUCUUUCAUAUGAUUAUUAUUAAUUUGCUAUGGCAUAACAGAUCAGGUGAUCCUUACCUUUUGAGUAGUAUGUGAGAAUUUAUAUAAAGUGUGAUCACACAAGUUAUCCUUUAAACAUAGAGAAUUUGAAGAUUGCAUGAGAAUACCCAUGAUGUAUCCCUGAAAGGGUGCAUUUAAAGAAUAUAUUUAGUUGUUUAUCAUUGGUUCAGUGGACAGUUGUUAUCCCAAGUCCUUAUACCAGACACAGACAUUGGAAUCUGUAUCCAUGGAAAUAUCUAUGCUUAGCUGUAGCUGUGAUUUAAACAUAUUUUAAUUUCAUUAUAUUUCAUUUCAUUAUAUCUCAUAUGAUUGAAAUCUGGGUUGAACAGCCAUAAUUGCUUACCGGUAUGUGAAUACAACUCCAGGAAAACAACUUGCAAUAGUAACAAAUGUUAUAUUUGGGAUAAAUCUUUCUAAAAAAAGUACAAAUUCCAGUACUUUUGGGGGUUGAGUCCCAUCUGGUAUAUCCUUCUAUUAAAGGUAACAAGGUUUGAGUAAACAAUAUGUAUUCAUGUGAAAAAAAUCAACUUUACCAAAUAAGUUACUUCUAUAGAGAGGGUCACUGUACAUUGAAACACAACUUUAGGCUUCUGUCAUUCAUGAUUGGAUUCAAAUGUCUGUGCCUUCAUUAUCAUCAGGCCAUGUGUUUGUGUGUUUGCUUGUUUUCAUGUUGAUUUACCAUACAUUUGUCCAAGUCUUUCUGUUGAAUGUGCUGUGAUGUAGCAACUCAAUAUUAAACUGUAUUGUAUUUUAACUAUAUUAAACAAACCUCACCUUCAA
Molecule: messenger RNA, 9979 nt
Organism: Haliotis rufescens (red abalone)
Lineage: Eukaryota; Metazoa; Mollusca; Gastropoda; Lepetellida; Haliotidae
Product: fibroblast growth factor receptor 1-like
Exons: 15
Coding region: 56-2404 (782 amino acids)
Biological process (GO): positive regulation of kinase activity; cell surface receptor protein tyrosine kinase signaling pathway; protein phosphorylation
Cellular component (GO): signaling receptor complex
Molecular function (GO): transmembrane receptor protein tyrosine kinase activity; ATP binding
Source: RefSeq, a predicted model, not a curated record